ACGGUGGUGGCGGCGGCAACGCCCAACCACGACCUGCCCUCGCGGUGUUUUUUUUUUUUUUCUUUUUCCAGUCCAUCCUCUUACGCGUUGGCGUGCGUCCCCAACCAACCAAACAAGUCCCUUCCUUCCGCGACUCUUCUCUCUUCUCUUCUCUCGCAGGGGACCAAGGAGCAGGAGGAGGAGCUUCAGCCAUGGGCGGCGGCAACGGCCAGAAGUCCAAGAUGGCGCGGGAGAGGAACGCCGAGAAGAACAAGGGCUCCAAAGGCAGUCAGCUGGAGACAAACAAGAAGGCCAUGAACAUCCAGUGCAAGAUCUGUAUGCAGACUUUUAUCUGCACCACCUCUGAGGCCAAGUGCAAAGAGCAUGCCGAGGCGAGGCAUCCCAAGAAUGACCUCUACCAGUGCUUCCCCCACCUCAAGAAUUAGUAAGCAGCAGCAUAUGCUUCCUCAGACAAGGGGCAUAUGCUCAGCUCAACAAAGAGAGAAAAGUGUCGUCAUCCACCAAGUACUGUCGUCUUCAUCAGUGACUGGUUGCCAUAUACUAUGUGUCAAUGGGUCUCAGCUGCUGUUGCUGUUGCUGCAGCUGCUUUCGGUUGUGUUGCCCCAUCUAAAUAUGUAAUGUAAUCCUUCGCUGUCAGCCUGUUGUGCUAAAAACAUUAAUUCUGUGUGGGCUAAGAACAUUAAUUCUGUGUGGAUUUGUGAUGCCUGUCUGUGCUUGCUCAGUAUUUUCUUUU
This is a messenger RNA of Sorghum bicolor (sorghum), 733 nucleotides long. RefSeq lists its product as uncharacterized. Lineage: Eukaryota; Viridiplantae; Streptophyta; Magnoliopsida; Poales; Poaceae. The transcript has 3 exons. The record is from RefSeq and is a predicted model, not a curated record. The coding region runs from base 192 to 425 and encodes 77 amino acids.